Molecule: messenger RNA, 671 nt
Organism: Anopheles coustani
Lineage: Eukaryota; Metazoa; Arthropoda; Insecta; Diptera; Culicidae
Gene: Cbp20
Product: nuclear cap-binding protein subunit 2
Exons: 2
Coding region: 86-577 (163 amino acids)
Biological process (GO): mRNA cis splicing, via spliceosome
Cellular component (GO): nuclear cap binding complex
Molecular function (GO): RNA cap binding
Source: RefSeq, a predicted model, not a curated record
UUGGCCUGCCAUUGACGAACAGAUUCAGUCGAGUGUUCGGCAUCGUGAAAUUUGCAACAUUUGCAACAGUUUGAAACCAUACGAGAUGGCUUCCCAGAUUUCAUCCGUGCAUACACCAUCCGUUGCACUUAGUAAAUAUCGCGAUCAACACUUCAAGGGUUCUCGUCACGAGCAGGAAAAACUGCUUCGUCUUUCCUCAACGUUGUACAUAGGCAAUUUAUCAUUCUAUACGACCGAGGAACAGAUACACGAACUAUUUUCACGUUGUGGCGACGUCCGGCGCAUCAUCAUGGGAUUGGACAAGUUCAAGAAGACUCCGUGCGGUUUCUGCUUCGUAGAAUAUUACGCGCGGAUGGAUGCGGAAAGCGCAAUGCGUUAUAUUAACGGUACGCGGUUAGACGAUCGUAUCGUGCGUGUCGAUUGGGAUGCAGGGUUCGUGGAAGGUCGACAGUACGGUCGUGGCAAAACCGGCGGCCAGGUGCGUGACGAAUAUCGACAGGAUCACGAUCUGGGACGUGGAGGCUACGGAAAGAUGGUGCAAAUGGGACAGCUCGGUGCACCGACGAUGCGGGACUGAAGCGUUCAGCGCUAACUCUAACAUAAAUGAAACUACUUUGUAAAUUUUCCAUAAGUAUAUUUAAGAACAUGAAGUCCUUUUUAACAACCGCGAA